CGCCAUGUAUUAUGUACAGCAAAUAACACCGAACCAAACCAAACAAUUCAGACUCAACUUGGUAAAAGAGUUUGCUGAACUAUAACAGCAAGAAUAAAUAGUGAAUGACAAUAGUUUUAUAACAAAAGAUGUGAUUGAAUUUUCGAGGAAGAAUUUGUGGUCAAAGUUGUUUUGUUGGAAAAUGUAUUCGACGCCCGCAUCUCGUGUUCGUUUAUUAUAUAAAACCAUUUUGCGACUUCACAGAGGUUUGCCGACGGAGCUACAAGUGCUGGGAAACAAUUAUGUGCGUGAUGAGUUCAAGCGCCACAAGAAAUGCAAUGAAUCCGAAGCGAACAUUUUCAUGGUUGAAUGGACGAACUAUGCGGUGAAAUUGUCACAACAGAUGGGCUUGGGGGUGCAUGGUAAGCCAAAGGCUGAUAUUGGCGAGCACUUGAAUGUCGAAGAUUUGGAUAAAUUCAAAGAGGAUCAAAUCAUUCAAUUAUACGAACUUAUGAAAGCUGCAAAGGAAGAAGACGAUACAGCAUCAUCAACAGCCGCAACUAGGGGAUCCAAUGUGGAUAACGAUAAAAAUUCAUGAUAAUGAGUAGAACCAAGCAUUGUACUUGAGUAGAAUAACCAACAAAAAACAACAAACAAGAUUGUUACAAAAAUAACCAACGAAAUGCAAUUUAUUAAAAUAAAUUCGAGCGAAUGUUUGAAGCGAGAUAAAAGUGCAUAUGA
Sitodiplosis mosellana (orange wheat blossom midge) is the source of this 720-nucleotide messenger RNA. It is a transcript of the gene Sdhaf3, whose product is annotated as succinate dehydrogenase assembly factor 3, mitochondrial. The transcript is spliced from 2 exons. Lineage: Eukaryota; Metazoa; Arthropoda; Insecta; Diptera; Cecidomyiidae. The coding region runs from base 182 to 577 and encodes 131 amino acids. Gene Ontology annotation, cellular component: mitochondrion; mitochondrial intermembrane space. The record is from RefSeq and is a predicted model, not a curated record. Gene Ontology annotation, biological process: mitochondrial respiratory chain complex II assembly; succinate metabolic process.